UCUCUCCUCCUCGCGCUCCGGAGUACGUACACGAGAAGUAUGCUCCCCCAGCUCCUGCCUUGGCUACUGUCUAAAAUGAGCCUGUUCCACGACAUCAAGCUCAAGCGACGCAAAGUAGACUCACGCGGCAGCAGUGACGGCGAGAACAAUGGUGACCUCAAUACAUCAUCCCCGGAGACACCCGAAGUCACACCGACGGCUCCGAACCACGUCACCGAUUCUCCGCCUGCAGCCCCAGUCACCCAACCGCCCCAACAACGAGACUCCGAUGAAGAACGAUCCCCGAGAACUAAAAGUGACGUGUUUGACGGUGGGGGUGGGGAUGCACCGACACUCGACCUGUCCUGGACCCCGGACUCGAGUGCGUUCAACCGUCCUGCUGCCACCUCAGACCCUAAGGGUGAUGAAGAGAGUAUCUCGGCCCUUCGACGGAUGUCGCAGUAUAGGUUGUCGGCGACGGCCGCGACCGCCACGUCGCCCGCCACGUGGGGAUCUGGGGACAGUCCGCAACCACCUCAAGGUUACGGCUAUCCCGGGUCUCGUCCGCCUGUCUACUACCGGCGGUCUUCUUCCGGGACUGGCGAGGAGCCGUACGCGGCAGACGUGGGAGGCGGUGACGCGGUGCCGGACUCACAAGCCCUUAACCUGUGUUUGGGGGGUAUGGCCCCGUCGACGUCCAGAGCGGGCGAGGAGGACGAAGACGACCAGCCCAUGGUGUGCAUGAUCUGUGAAGACAAGGCCACGGGUCUCCACUACGGCAUCAUCACGUGCGAAGGGUGUAAAGGGUUUUUCAAGCGGACUGUGCAGAACAAGAGGGUGUACACGUGUGUGGCGGAGGGAAACUGCGAGAUCACCAAGGCUCAGAGGAAUCGGUGCCAGUACUGCAGGUUCCAGAAGUGUCUUCGACAGGGCAUGGUACUCGCAGCUGUGCGGGAGGACAGGAUGCCUGGAGGGAGGAAUUCUGGCGCUGUGUACAAUCUGUACAAGGUGAAAUACAAGAAGCACAAGAAAGGCACCAAGAAUGGUCAACUCCUAGUGCGACCGGAAGCAGCUGUUGUAAAGGGUCCUGGUCCCACACCCAUGGUACCAGUGUCCAAGACUUCCCCAGACCCCACCUCCAAGGGAAGCCCACCCACAUUACAUACGAAGAACUUGAUGUCGUUACCCAUCAAUCCCACAACAAUAGCAACAACAACCAACGGGGGACAGUCCUCGACCACCAGAUACCAGACGAGUAGUAGUGGAGGUGAAUGGUCCAACGGCGGAAUCUUAAAGACUGCCCUGACAAGUCCCUCGGAGGUGAUGCACCUGCGUCAGCGGUUAGAGCAGCAGCAUUGCGUCACCACGACUCGAAGCAGCGGGCCACCCACAACCGGGUCGGGUAACGGAACCGGUGGCCAGGUAGUGCAUCAACCGGCUGUGAUACAAGGGAGUGACCCCCGGUCGCUUAGCCGUGAACAGGCGGCAGCGCUCAUCGGGCAGCUUAUCGAUUGCGACGACUUCGAAGACGUGGCAACCCUUAAUAACAUGCGUGACCUCCUAGACGACCGUGCGGAUCUCUCUGAAAAGCUCUGCCAGAUUGGAGACUCGAUAGUCUUUAAGCUCGUCCAGUGGACAAAGCGCCUCCCUUUCUACGCCGAGAUACCUCUCGCGGUACACACGCAGCUCCUGACGCACAAGUGGCACGAGCUCUUAGUGCUGACCACGGCCGCGUACCAAGCCAUCCAGUUGUCCCGGGUACCCGGUGAUCGUGGCACGGGGCAACAAACCUCUGCGUCCUCAACUGGCUCCGGUUCCAGUCCUGGCGGUUCCUCGGUUGGUCGAACGUCGCCUCAAGAGACAGGCUCCGCCCGGUCGGAGACGACUGCGGCGCUCUGCGGUCUGCAAAGGAGUCUAAUGGCACUUAUGGGUCGACCUAUAACGCUAGACCAGCUGCACAGCGAAGCGGGGCCACUCGUCGACCAACUAACUUCUCUGGCAUCGGGACUUCGUCGCGUAGGUUUAUGCCUCGAAGAAUACGUCUGCUUGAAGGUGGUCAUCAUGCUUAGUCACGACGACCCCAGUCAGCGAGAGUUGGAAGCGAUCCAGGAACGCUACCUGACAGCGCUACGAGUGUUUACCGAACAUCGGUUUCCCGGUCAGAACUCUCGGUUCGGUGACUUGUUGGCUCGCUUACCUGACGUGCAGGCGGCUGCCGAGCUGCUCAUGCACAGCAAGAUGUUCUACGUGCCCUUCCUCCUGAACUCACCCAUUGCCAGAUAGUCCCACUACAGCUGUCCUUCUUGUGAUAUAUCACUGCAUCGCUGGUCUUCAGCUGAAAAAACCAUCGGCACCACACAGAGGGUGAUCGACUGUCGUCUGCCCAGACAACCUCGCAGAAGCGCUUGUGCCGAUGUGUCUCACCAACUGAACACCAGAAGUCGACGAUAGGUUGAACACGAACAGAGCGCCGUGCUGGUUUCCAAGCCAUUUUUUUUUUUUAUGGUCAUCGAUGCGCAGCUUUUGUUUUUAGCGGUUCCCACGAUCGUUUUAUGCCCUAGUCAAACUCUUCUCUCGUAUAGUGUCCCUGCACGCCGUCUUCUCGCUACGUAUGGUGCACGCAGCACAUCUGAAGAACAGUUCAGUUGGGCCAGGUACAGGGCCCUCUGUGGGAAAGGGCAUGUUCACCAGCCACACGUGGUUCGUUGGUGAAGUCGCGCCCACAUAACAUGAAUCAUGCACAUAACGCAAACACUACAGUUGUUGGCAAGUUUAGGUAUUGCACCUUAUCUGUAAAUUCACGCAAAAUUAUCAGCAUGGUGUCAUCAAACCCAUCUACUUCAUGCUAAAGUGGCUGCCUUCCCCCCAUUUUGUUAGAGAGAUACUUCUGACAAAAUAUAUAUUUUUUUUAAUAGUAUUCUUUCCAAAAGUAAGUUUCUGUAGAGUCACUGCAGUGCGCACAUAAUUCUAAAUUAAGGUGUUGCUUUAGCACUCACGUGUAAACUGACAUAUAACCAAAGAGAUGCAUCAACCUUCAGAAAUUACUUUUCAAAGGCAAAUGUGUUUGUGUCUAAGCAAAUGCAAAAUCUCAACACAAAAAACGUAUGCACAAUGCAUAAUGCAAGAACCUUGCUUCCAGGGACGUUAGAAGCUUCCAGAACCCAGCGGGCAAGAGGACUGUUUCGUAUGGCACCAUAACAGCGUAGCGUAAGACACUGACUAUAAUGUGCGUUGCGCCUGCACAAAAACAUGGAGCAUCGUCUCUCAAGCAACUUUGAAUUCUCUUCCAAUCUUAGGAUUGUAUCAUUCAAUCAUGGGCUUUAGACAUACCUGUUUUUCGUUUGUGGUGCAGAAGUGGAAAAAAAUGCAAUAUGCUGUUCUGUCACCAGAGUCAGAAAGAACACGCUCGGGACUGUCCUAUGUUCGGUCCUUGUACAACAACAACAUAAACAAACAAUAUAAGCAAGAGAAAGAAGUAACACUAAAGUUACUGGAGAACUGUAACUUAAAGUUACAAGGAAAGUGGAAAGGAGGAAGGGGGUCACGGACAUAAGCGUGUACCAGAGUACGA
Messenger RNA from Ornithodoros turicata, 3550 nucleotides. RefSeq names its product hormone receptor 4-like. The record is from RefSeq and is a predicted model, not a curated record. Gene Ontology annotation, molecular function: nuclear receptor activity; sequence-specific DNA binding; zinc ion binding. The coding region runs from base 40 to 2262 and encodes 740 amino acids. NCBI's taxonomy places the organism in Eukaryota, Metazoa, Arthropoda, Arachnida, Ixodida, Argasidae. The transcript is spliced from 8 exons. Gene Ontology annotation, biological process: regulation of DNA-templated transcription. Gene Ontology annotation, cellular component: chromatin.